Messenger RNA from Trypanosoma cruzi, 576 nucleotides. RefSeq names its product histone acetyltransferase, putative. NCBI's taxonomy places the organism in Eukaryota, Euglenozoa, Kinetoplastea, Trypanosomatida, Trypanosomatidae. The annotation marks the transcript as partial. The transcript has a single exon. The record is from RefSeq and is a predicted model, not a curated record.
AUGGAGAAGAAGAGCGACAGGAAGGCCGAGGAGUAUCCGCGCCAGUCGUCGAUUCUUGGAACGCCUUGUAGCGUGCGGGGGCCUGACGCCACGGUACGGCGAGGACAAUUGCUGGAGGUUCGCUACCUAUGGACACCGGCCUCUCUUCAUGUCGACACUCACGCCCCGCUGUUUACACCGCCGCUAUACGGUUUUGUGCGUCUGAAGGAUUUGAAUCACCGCCUGAGUGGGUGGUUCUCUCUGGAAGACAUUGGGCUGAAGGAGGCCAAAGGCGGCGGCGGCGGUGGCAACGCAGCUGCGGGAACUGUUUCCCCGCCGCCAUGCGGGUCUACCCGCAUUCAUGGCCCUAUUUUAACUUCGGUGUAUAGGGAGGUGACGCUGGGAAUGAUUCGAACACGCCGUGAGGAGAAGCUACUGGAUUUUUUUGAAGAACGUCUUCUUCGUGACUGCCGCACACCGACAACAAUUCGAUACUUUGUGUACUUAUGCAAGUUUGUUUUUGCCCCCUGGUAUUAUGCGCCCUACGGUAUUUUUCAUAGAGAGUAUGAUCCGUUGGCACCAAUAUCUAUGGCCGAC